CUACGGUACUGAAUAAAAACUAAACAUAACCUCAAAUAUCUAAUUAUGCACAUAAAGUACAUAAUAACAAAUAUGCUUUAAGAAAAUUCUACAAAAAAGUGCCAAUAAUCUUAAUCGCUUGGUUCUACUCGUGAAAAGCUAUUAUUGUCAAGACUUCAGUUCCUACUGAAGUUGCAUAAUACAAAUAUAAUAAUGAAACUAAUUACCCACAAUAUGCUCACUUCGAAAUGCUUGAAAGGUGUUGUGACUGGCUAUCCUCUUGCAAUUAACGCGACAGACAUUAAAGUUAAAGAAGUCGAUUUUAAUCCUGAAUUUAUUAGUCGUGUAAUACCAAAGCUGGAUUGGGAAGUAUUAUGGGUGGCCGCUGAUAGCAUCGGCCACAGUGAUGGUCUGCCAAGAUCUUUAGAAAAUAAGUAUGAUGAAAACGAAGAGUUUUUGAAGAAAGCUCAUAAAGUUUUGUUAGAGGUGGAAGUUGAAGAGGGACACUUGACUUGUCCAGAAUCUGGAAGACAAUUCCCAAUUUCUAAAGGAAUUCCUAAUAUGCUAUUAAAUGAAGCUGAAGUGCAGUAGUUCACAAUUUAGAGCCUGUACUAAAAAUAUUAGUAACAAUUUUUUUAUUUAAGCAUUAAUUUUAUUGCAGUAACAUUAUAUAGGAUUGUUUUAUUUUUUAUGUAAAGAAGUGCUAUGGUGCAUGUAAAUUUGUUUCAUAUUAAAUAUUUUAAGAAAUGUA
Messenger RNA from Bombyx mandarina (wild silkworm), 730 nucleotides. It is a transcript of the gene Trmt112, whose product is annotated as tRNA methyltransferase subunit 11-2. NCBI's taxonomy places the organism in Eukaryota, Metazoa, Arthropoda, Insecta, Lepidoptera, Bombycidae. Gene Ontology annotation, molecular function: protein heterodimerization activity. The record is from RefSeq and is a predicted model, not a curated record. Gene Ontology annotation, biological process: rRNA (guanine-N7)-methylation; peptidyl-glutamine methylation; tRNA methylation.